This is a messenger RNA of Quercus robur (English oak), 1874 nucleotides long. Its product is annotated as thioredoxin reductase NTRC. Bases 28 to 1656 code for a protein of 542 amino acids. Gene Ontology annotation, molecular function: thioredoxin-disulfide reductase (NADPH) activity. Lineage: Eukaryota; Viridiplantae; Streptophyta; Magnoliopsida; Fagales; Fagaceae. Gene Ontology annotation, biological process: removal of superoxide radicals. The transcript has 10 exons. Gene Ontology annotation, cellular component: cytoplasm. The record is from RefSeq and is a predicted model, not a curated record.
GAAAGUCUAUUGUAUGGUCUGAAACAAAUGUGUGUUGCUGCUGCUGCCUACUCCAAGAUAGGAAUCGGAUUCGGACUCGGAAUCGGAUCUCCUACUACUGUGUCGACUCAGCGAGUCAGACUCACAGCCAUGUCCACCACCACCACCACUGCUUCAACUCCUCCUGCUUCCGCUGCACACAUCCACAGCCUAUUCCUCCUCAACUCCUUCUCCACUCGCCCACGCGCUCUCCGCUUCCUCUCUCACCGUACUCGCCCACGCGCUCUCCUCCAAGUCCGUGCCUCUUCCUCAUCUACCUCUCCAGCAAAAAACAUCGAGAAUGUGGUUAUUAUUGGUUCAGGUCCUGCAGGAUACACAGCAGCAAUAUAUUCAGCUCGGGCUAAUUUGAAGCCUCUAGUGUUUGAGGGAUAUCAAGUGGGUGGUGUUCCUGGGGGACAGUUGAUGACUACCACUGAAGUCGAGAAUUUUCCUGGGUUUCCAGAUGGAAUAACGGGUCCAGAUUUGAUGGACAAGAUGAGACGGCAAGCAGAGCGUUGGGGAGCAGAGUUGUUCCAAGAAGAUGUGGAAUCUAUUGAUGUAAAAAGUCGUCCUUUUACUGUGCAAAGUAGUGAACGUAAGGUUAAGUGCCACAGUGUCAUUUUUGCCACAGGAGCUACCGCUAAAAGGCUCGGGUUACCCCGUGAAGAUGAAUUUUGGAGUAGGGGAAUUAGUGCUUGUGCGAUUUGUGAUGGAGCAUCACCAUUGUUUAAGGGCCAAGUUCUUGCUGUUGUUGGUGGAGGAGAUACAGCUACUGAGGAAGCAAUUUACCUAACUAAAUAUGCUCGUCACGUUCAUUUACUUGUACGUAGAGACCAACUAAAGGCUUCCAAAGCAAUGCAAGAUAGAGUGUACAACAAUCCCAAUAUCACCGUGCACUUCAAUACAGAGACCAUGGAUAUUGUUAGCAAUACAAAAGGCCAGAUGUCUGGAAUUUUACUUCGAAAAGCUGAUACUGGGGAGGAAUCUGUGCUUGAGGCCAAGGGGUUAUUUUAUGGUAUAGGUCAUUCACCGAAUAGCCAGUUGUUGGAAGGCCAAGUUGAGCUUGACAGAUCUGGGUACGUGUUAGUUGAAGAGGGUACUGCAAAUACUUCAGUUGAAGGUGUAUUUGCUGCUGGAGAUGUACAGGACCAUGAAUGGAGGCAAGCUGUAACCGCUGCUGGAUCUGGAUGCGUUGCUGCUUUAUCAGUUGAGAGAUAUCUUGUGAGCAAAGAUCUCCUUAUUGAGUUUCACCAGCCCCAAACUGAAGAGGUUAAGAAGGAACUUACUGAUAGGGAUGUCCAAGCAGGCUUUGACAUUACACUUACAAAGCAUAAGGGCCAGUAUGCAUUAAGAAAAUUGUACCAUGAAAGUCCAAGGCUUAUAUGUGUACUAUAUACUGCACCAACCUGUGGUCCAUGCAGGACUUUGAAGCCAAUUCUUAGUAAGGUGAUAGACGAAUUUGAUCAGAAUGUUCAUUUUGUUGAAAUUGAUAUUGAGGAAGAUCCAGAGAUAGCAGAAGCAGCUGGAAUUAUGGGUACACCAUGUGUGCAGUUUUUUAAAAAUAAGGAAAUGAUCAGGACUGUGUCAGGGGUGAAAAUGAAGAGAGAGUACAAAGAAUUCAUUGAAGAAAAUAAAUGAGAGAAUUUCAAAUUGGGUGAUGCCCUCAUUUCGUGAUCCAAUUUUGUUCCUUCUAAAGAAUCUAGUUGAAUAAUGCCUUCAAUUUUUUCAGUUGUAUCUCAUAUUGAUCAACUACACUGUAAAUUAUACAAGCAGAGCAACCAAUGCAUUGGUUACGAGUUUUGAAUCUCUUUCUUUUGAAUUUCAAUGAUUUUGUAAAGCUUUGAAUUUUGUUCUCA